Molecule: messenger RNA, 3623 nt
Organism: Macrosteles quadrilineatus (aster leafhopper)
Lineage: Eukaryota; Metazoa; Arthropoda; Insecta; Hemiptera; Cicadellidae
Gene: Fcp1
Product: RNA polymerase II subunit A C-terminal domain phosphatase
Exons: 10
Coding region: 102-2576 (824 amino acids)
Cellular component (GO): nucleus
Molecular function (GO): RNA polymerase II CTD heptapeptide repeat phosphatase activity
Source: RefSeq, a predicted model, not a curated record
UUAGAAUCUGGCAUCUCAUUGGCCGGUAAAUUUCAUUUUCAGACUCUGGACCAAUCCGAGACCUCGAACCACAAAGCUUAGGAAAUUAGUUCGUGGUCAAUAUGGGCGCCAAGAGUGUAGUCAUUUCUCUUCCGAGCCAAAAUUCUGCAAAAAUUUUGAAAUGGAAGGUAGAAGAAGGGACAAUUGUGUACGACGGACGUGUACUAUUGCAUUACGAUGUAAAAUCAAACGACGGAAGUUCCGAAUUGAAGAAAUUAAAGGCUACAGCGGUUGGAACUGUUCGCAAAUUGUUGGUCAAGGAAGGGGAACUUGUGGAUGGAGGAGCUCCAUUAGUUGAGCUGGAACUAGGAUGUUCCCAUCCUACAGUCAUGAACGAUCUUUGUGCUGAGUGUGGAGCGGAUCUUCGCAGAGAGGAUAUUGUCAGGUCACAAGCAUCAGUGCCGAUGGUACAUAGCGUGCCUGAUCUUAAAGUCAGCGAGGAGCAAGCUCAGAUUUUGGGGAAAGCUGAUGAAGAGAGACUUCUAAAAGACAGAAAACUUGUUCUGUUAGUGGAUUUGGACCAGACAUUGAUUCACACAACUAAUGAUAACAUUCCUAAUAAUUUAAAGGAUGUAUACCACUUUCAACUGUACGGUCCACGCUCACCGUGGUAUCACACACGCUUCAGACCCGGAACUCACCAGUUCCUGGCCAAAGUCAGUCAGUUGUACGAGUUACACAUCUGUACGUUUGGAGCUCGCAACUACGCCCAUAUGAUAGCUCACUUUCUGGAUCCGGAUGGCAAGUUUUUCUCUCACCGAAUAUUGUCUCGUGAUGAAUGCUUCAACCCAAACUCAAAAAAGGCCAACUUGAAGGCUCUGUUCCCGUGCGGCGACGAGCUGGUUUGCAUCAUCGAUGACAGAGAGGAUGUGUGGAACUUCUCCCCCAACCUGAUCCACGUGAAGCCGUAUCACUUCUUCCGUCACACCGGAGACAUCCACGCACCCCCGGGUCUUACCAAGGACGAGAAUGAUGAAAAAGAGGGAUUCGACUUCUCUCAUUUUGCUCAAGGCACGUCCAUCAGGCCUAAAGAACCGGAUCCUGAUAAAGGCAAGAAAAAGAAUAAAAGAAAGGAAGAUUCAAGUGAAAGCGAGUUGGAAGAAGGCGAGUUAAGGUCCCGCAGUAAACAAAACACACCAGAAAAACCUGGGAAAAUCUCAUGUGGAGAGGAACAAAAGGGGUGUGAGGAUAAAAGUGAAGCAACAAGUAUGUGCAAUGAAGUAUCUUCAACAACUGAUGACAACAAAGAGAAUGACAGUGAAGAAAAAAGUGGAGCAAACGAGAUAAACAAGGACGAAAUCAAAGUGGAGAGUACUGGGAACAACCUUGAUGUUAAAGAGAGCAAAAGUAAGGAAGGGAAGGAAAAUUCAAUUGAUAUAGAAGAGAAAGACAUUGAUGGAGAAAAGGUUGCUGGAGUACAGAGUAACAAAAAGUCAAAUGCUGAGGAAGAAAAGAAAAAUAAACCAACAAAAGAAGCAAAUGGUGAAAUAAAGGUUGUAGAGCAUGCGAAAUUGGUAAACGACUACAUAGAGAUUGAAGAAGCCGAUGACUAUCUUAUGUACCUGGAAGAAAUACUGAGGAAAAUCCAUACGUUCUUUUAUGAAAUUGUUGAUGGAAAACGGGAAGGAGACAGAGAUUUGAAAAAGGUAAUUCCAGGAGUGAAGAAGGAAGUGCUGACAGGAACAAAGCUGGCGUUCAGUGGGUUAGUGCCAACCAAUCACAGCCUAGAGCAGAGUCGAGCGUACAACAUCGCUGUGGGUCUAGGAGCGGAAGUAGUGCAAGACCUGACCAAAGACUGCACACACUUGGUGGCUGUGAGAACAGGGACAGCAAAGGUGAAUGCCGCUCGCAAAUUCAAGCAACUCAAAAUGGUGCCGCCUGAUUUCAAACUGGUGUCGCCUGAUUGGCUGUGGUCGUGUGCCGAGAGGUGGGAGAGAGUGGAAGAGGCGUUGUUUCCAGUGGGGGGAGAAAAGGGGGGCACGAGACAACCCCCUUCACACUGCUCCCCUCCGCAUAUCCCACAUACACCCGCGCCACGGCAGCGCAGCGCCUCCGGCCGCUUCAUGGACACCAUCAACCCUCUGAUGACGUUCAGCUCGGAGGACAUAGCAGACAUGGACGCCGAGGUAGAAGACAUGUGUAAUGACGAGUCAGACAGUGAUGGAGAAGGAGAGAAAGAAACAAAAAAGGACACGGUGAGAGAAAGAGUGGCGAGGAAGAGGAAAAAGUCCUUGGAAGGAUACAAGGACGAGGACUCAUCUAGCUCCGAUAAUUCUAUCUCAGGUUCAAUUGUGCCCAAAGGCUGGGGAAAGAAACAGAAGUUAGAGGACGAAGAGGAGGAAAAGGCAAGAGAAUCAUCUGAUAACGAAUCUUUGGCGGAUAUAUUCCGACGGGGAGAAGAACUGCCGAGUGACGUCGAGGAUUUGGGGAGCGAGGAGAACUCGGCCGGAAGUGAAGAUGCUCUAGAUGAAAUCAGCGAUAAAGACUGGAACAUGAUGGGGGCCGCAUUAGAGCGAGAGUUCCUGGAAGGGGAGUGAAUUCUGGAGAGAGGGAAGUUCAAAGUACAGGCAGUUUCUGAAAAGAAGUUUGGAACACUGUUUAUUUUGGACCAAGUCUGGAGCACCAGUAGUUUCCGAAGGAAAGUGCAGAGUACAGGGAAUUUCCAGGAUGUCCAUUUUUCUGGAGUGGGGAAGAUCAGGAGCACGAGAAACUCUGGGAAGGGAAAGAACUCUUGAGAACCUGCCCCACUGUGAUACUUAUGUACCUCUAGAGUUGAGUUAAGGGUAGCAACUAUUUGAUCGUAACAAAUUACUGUGCAACUACUUUUUAUCCAUGAUUCAGUUUAGUGUUGUACAAUGUGUAGGACUAAUCACUUUCAAAUAGGAUUAAAUACUCUCAAAUUUUUGUAAACGGUUUUUACUUAUUGUUUUGCCUUUUUACGUAGGAAUGCAUUCUAGAUGUCAACUGAUUUAUCAGUAAUUUUAUUUUGUUACAAGCUUAUUAAAUAACUGAAUGUUAAAUAUUUUGCUUUAAGGUUAAUUUUGUUUAGUUAAGCAACGUUUAAAUUCUUAAAAUUAGCGUUAAUAGUUUGAAUUGUCAUGAUAAAUGAUUGUUUUAAAAAUUCAUAGAUUUAGCAGUUUUAAGAUUCUAGGAACAUUGUGAAUUUUUUUGUUUUCUCUUCUCGUAAAUACUUUUUAUAACAGAGAAGUUUUAGUUACUGUUAAUAACUUUGCUGCUACUGAUGUUCUUAAAUUUAUUUUAAAAUUGCUCUCGUGGGUUUUAAAACUGAAAGUUAAUGUAAAUUACAUUUAGAUAUAAUUUAUUAAAUAAAACUCUUGUAGAAUUAUUAUGUUUUUCUAAGUGUUUUGAGUGGGAUUACAAUUUUUAAAGCAAUAAGGUAGCAAAAGCCAACAAUUUUAGUUAGCAUUGUGAUAAUUUUAUUGUUUCAUGGUAUAAUUAAACUGAUAAAGUUAAAUAUUAUAAUAUAAUUUUUAGUAUGAAAGUGUUCGGUAUUAUUUCUGAAAAUGCUAACUAUUUGAUAAUAAGCUAUGUAUUUUUCAAUCACAGGAUAAAAAUUAAGUCAU